Aspergillus eucalypticola CBS 122712 is the source of this 522-nucleotide messenger RNA. RefSeq lists its product as uncharacterized. Bases 1 to 522 code for a protein of 173 amino acids. NCBI's taxonomy places the organism in Eukaryota, Fungi, Ascomycota, Eurotiomycetes, Eurotiales, Aspergillaceae. The record is from RefSeq and is a predicted model, not a curated record. The transcript has 5 exons.
AUGACUCACGGGAUCUUUGAUUUCCAAACCCCUUGUCAUGAGACAUGGUAUCCAACUCAUCCGAGACCGGAAGACCUUGGAGGAGUGACGGGAAUGAUGGAUUAUCACAGGCUCGUUUAUGCCUGUCAUUCGCAGUUAACUGUCAGGACUUUACAAGCCGGAGCAGAGAACUGCGAUGCAAAUUUAUUGCUAGCGGGCAGUAUUGUCGGGAACCCAUUUUCUAGCGUGCUUCGACUCCAUCUUCCAUGCCGUUUGCUCACCGGAAACUCCACCAGGAUGGAGGAUCAAGAUAUCAGCCAGCUAGACGAUACCGUUCAAUCUGCAACCCAUGACGAUGUUUCCGGCUCAGCGCUGAUCACACGGAAUGGGAAAAGACAGAUUUGGGUAAUGGUUGAGGAAGCUCCCCAUCCAUCCUCACCAUCACCAACACCAUCAUCAUACAUCAACCUGCUAGUCUUGAUCCUGUUGGAAGGCGCGGAUCGUUGUCCAUCACGAGGCAGGAUGUUUCCGGCCAGUUGCUAA